Messenger RNA from Acanthisitta chloris (rifleman), 486 nucleotides. Its product is annotated as tetraspanin-18-like. NCBI's taxonomy places the organism in Eukaryota, Metazoa, Chordata, Aves, Passeriformes, Acanthisittidae. Gene Ontology annotation, cellular component: membrane. The record is from RefSeq and is a predicted model, not a curated record. The annotation marks the transcript as partial. The transcript has 5 exons.
UUCUUCAUCCUCGUCAGCAUUGUCUUCCUCACGCAGCUCGUGGGGGCUAUUCUCUUCCUGGUGCACUGGAAACAGGUCCAGCCCGAGCGUUUCCUGAACGAGCUGCGCAGCAACUACCGCGGGGAUGAGGCUGCUGAGGUCUUCUCCACCGCCUGGAACACCCUGAUGAUCACAUUCUCGUGCUGUGGCGUUUUAGGACCCGAAGACUUUGGGAAUGGCUCUCAGUUCCAGGAGCUGCACCCGGGCACGCCGUGGCCGCAGGCGUGCUGUGCCCGCGAUGGGCUCCUGCAGGCGGGAGAGCUGCUGGGCUGGGAAGAGUGCCGGGACAGGAGCCCUGGGUACAUCCAUGAGCAGGGCUGCUUCUCCACCUUCGGCAGGACCCUGCAGAGAUACAUCACUGUCCCUGGGACCUGCAGCUUGGCCGUGCUGGGCAUCGAGAUCUUUGCCAUGUUCUUUGCCUUCUGCCUUUACUACAACUUUGACUGA